Dermatophagoides pteronyssinus (European house dust mite) is the source of this 332-nucleotide messenger RNA. RefSeq lists its product as uncharacterized. Gene Ontology annotation, molecular function: calcium ion binding. Lineage: Eukaryota; Metazoa; Arthropoda; Arachnida; Sarcoptiformes; Pyroglyphidae. The record is from RefSeq and is a predicted model, not a curated record. Gene Ontology annotation, biological process: cell communication. Gene Ontology annotation, cellular component: membrane.
CGUAUCGAUUGUGAUCAUUAUUAUCAUUCAGAUGAUUGUGCUACAUUUUGUCGUGAACGUAAUGAUACAUUUGGUCAUUAUUCAUGUGAAUCGAAAAAUGGACAUAAACAAUGUUUAUAUGGUUGGAAAGGUGAAAAUUGUGAUAAACCAAAAUGUCGUAAUGGUUGUAAUGAAAUGCAUGGAUUUUGUGAAUUACCCGAUGAAUGUCAAUGUCGUAGUGGUUGGCGUGGUAAAAAUUGUAAUGAAUGUGUACCAUAUCCAGGUAAGUUUUAUCAAAUUUUUGCAUCAUUCAAAAAAAAUGAAAUUUGAAACGAACCAAAAAAGAAAUCCAA